AUCGCCAUGUGGGUCGCACGUCGUCACCGGGCCUUCCAGAUUGUUGAGGACCCGGAGUUUCCUGAGAUCGUGCGUAUGCUCUACCAGAAGGCUCAGUUGCCUUCUCGGGUCACUGUCUCGCACGACGUCCAUGACAUCCAUGAGAUGUCAAAGGACAAUGUCCUCAAACUUUUCAAGAACCUUCCUGGCAAGAUACAUAUUGGCGUAGACGGGUGGACCUCACCUAAU
Dichomitus squalens LYAD-421 SS1 is the source of this 228-nucleotide messenger RNA. RefSeq lists its product as uncharacterized. The record is from RefSeq and is a predicted model, not a curated record. The annotation marks the transcript as partial. NCBI's taxonomy places the organism in Eukaryota, Fungi, Basidiomycota, Agaricomycetes, Polyporales, Polyporaceae. The transcript is spliced from 2 exons.